This is a messenger RNA of Penicillium salamii, 1347 nucleotides long. NCBI's taxonomy places the organism in Eukaryota, Fungi, Ascomycota, Eurotiomycetes, Eurotiales, Aspergillaceae. The record is from the annotation of a GenBank genome assembly.
AUGCCCGUCACCAUACGAGUCACAGAUUAUGCACCAUCCAGAUGGAGGGGGGACCGGGUUUCUGGGUUGAAGUCCAUCUUCAAGGACGGGGACAUGGAUCCCGAAAGCCUGCUUGAGAGCUCUUUGACUAAAGCCUCCUUUGACGCUUCGCACAUCUCUUUGUCGCCCAAUGGAUUUGUCUGUGCUGUCCUCGAGGCCUACAACCAUCGUCACAACUUGAUCCUCCGACCACAGGAUGUCUGGUUUGCCAUCCUCAGCCAAAUAGGCAUGUUCAAUAUCCGUGACAACGAGUCUGAUCUGCAAUCUCCUCGUGAGAAAAUUCCUCACGAGAAGAAGAAAGUAGUGAGUGUGACCGUUGGAAGAAGGAAGAGUUUUGACUGUGGGGAAAUGACGUCGCUCAUGACUGAUCAAUUUAAACACGCCCUGCCAGACAGCUGGGGCGAAGAUCUAGAGGAAUGGUAUAAGCCGCCCUUCGCCUCCGCUACCCACUCCGACAAAAUGGUGGGAUCUUUGUUGACGAUGGGAAACAUGCAAAAGUAUUGCGAUUACGCCGUCAGCCGCACCUGUGGUAUUCCUUCCGUUACACUUCUCGGGGAGAGGGAGGAUUGGGUGAACCUCUUCACAAAGGUUGAAGCAAUCCCUUGGGCUGGAGAUGAGGUGGCAAAGUUUUCAAAUAUUCUUCAACCCGUCUUAGAUCGUUUGAUUACCUCCUUUGAGGAACCCAAGUCCUCCGAGGUACAGAGACUUUGGGCCAGAUGUGUUCAUGGUCGCGGUGACGGAAGUUGGGCAACACAGUUGACGGGAUGGAUCACCGUUUUCUGUUUCUGGGACGAAAAAGGGAGAUUGCCUCGCGGUAUCCCGAAUCAUAUGACUGGAGAUUUGCAGCUAAGAGCCGAGGAGGAAGAUCUUCUGGAGGCUCUAUGUGGCGAAGUCGACUUAAAAAGCAUAAGUUGGGCAACACAGUUGACGGGAUGGAUCACCGUUUUCUGUUUCUGGGACGAAAAAGGGAGAUUGCCUCGCGGUAUCCCGAAUCAUAUGACUGGAGAUUUGCAGCUAAGAGCCGAGGAGGAAGAUCUUCUGGAGGCUCUAUGUGGCGAAGUCGACUUAAAAAGCAUCCCCCGUGGCUACUCCACCGUGCCUAUCAAUCUUAGGCGUGGUCUAGAAGAGAAGCCUAACACGAUCAUGGUGGGUGGGUCAGUCGGUAUCAAAGCCACUGCGUCGAGUAGACAACCCUCUGGCGAAGCCGAGAAUGCGCUACGGAAUUUGACUUCUCCCUCCCACGAAGAUCGAUGCUUGCUUGACACGAUUCAGCCACUGUCUGCCUGGUGGAUUUACAAAACGAAAUAA